Messenger RNA from Pygocentrus nattereri (red-bellied piranha), 3236 nucleotides. It is a transcript of the gene hspa4l, whose product is annotated as heat shock protein 4 like. The record is from RefSeq and is a predicted model, not a curated record. Gene Ontology annotation, cellular component: cytosol; nucleus. The coding region runs from base 1 to 2469 and encodes 822 amino acids. The transcript has 19 exons. Gene Ontology annotation, biological process: protein folding. Gene Ontology annotation, molecular function: ATP binding; ATP-dependent protein folding chaperone. Lineage: Eukaryota; Metazoa; Chordata; Actinopteri; Characiformes; Serrasalmidae.
AUGUCUGUGGUAGGCUUUGAUGUGGGUUUUCAGAACUGUUACAUCGCUGUUGCCAGGAGCGGCGGUAUUGAAACCAUUGCUAAUGAGUACAGUGACAGAUGCACUCCGGCCUGUGUUUCUCUGGCGUCUAAAAAUCGAACCAUUGGAAAUGCUGCUAAGAGUCAGAUGAUAACCAACUUUAAGAACACAGUUCAUGGCUUUAAGAAGUUCCAUGGUCGAGCAAUUGAUGACCCCUUUGUUCAGGGGGAGAGAGGCAAGUUACCUUACAGCCUUCACAAGUUGGCCAAUGGCAGCGCUGGAGUAAAGGUUCGGUACCUGGAUGAGGAUAAGGUGUUCACUAUUGAGCAGGUGACAGCCAUGUUACUCACCAAGCUGAAAGAGACUUCUGAGGGUGCUCUGAAGAAGCCUGUGGUGGACUGUGUGAUUUCUGUCCCCAGCUUCUUUACUGAUGGAGAGCGAAGGUCUCUAAUGGAUGCCUGUCAGAUUGCUGGACUGAACUGCUUGAGACUGAUUAAUGAUACGACAGCAGUGGCUUUGGCCUAUGGCAUCUAUAAGCAGGAUUUGCCAAACCCAGAGGAAAAGCCGCGUAACGUAGUGUUUGUUGACAUUGGUCACUCAUCUUACCAAGUCUCAAUUGUCUCCUUCAACAAGGGGAAACUGAAGGUGUUGGCAACAGCAUUUGACCCAUAUUUGGGUGGCCGUAACUUUGACGAAGAAUUGGUGGAGCAUUUCUGUGAAGAGUUUAAGGGUCGCUACAAGUUAAAUGUGAAGGAGAACCCUCGGGCCCUGCUGAGGCUUUACCAAGAGUGUGAGAAGCUGAAGAAGCUCAUGAGUGCAAACUCUUCAGAGCUACCACUUAACAUUGAGUGUUUCAUGAAUGACAUUGACGUCUCGGGGAAGAUGAAUAGGAGUCAUUUUGAGGAGAUGUGUGCUCACCUUCUGAUGAGAGUGGAAGCACCACUGAAAGCAGUUCUGGACCAAUCAAAGCUAAGCAGAGAUGAGAUCUAUGGUGUUGAAGUUGUUGGUGGAGCCACUAGGAUUCCAGCCAUUAAAGAGAGGAUUUCCAAGUUUUUCUUUAAAGAUAUCAGUACCACCCUUAACGCAGAUGAGGCAGUGGCACGAGGAUGUGCACUACAGUGUGCAAUCUUGUCCCCAGCUUUCAAGGUCCGUGAGUUCUCCAUCACUGAUGUGGUGCCAUUCCCAGUCACUCUUCGUUGGAAGUCUCCCACAGACGAGGGUGUAGGGGAGUGUGAGGUGUACACAAAGAACCAUGCAGCACCUUUCUCCAAAGUCAUCACCUUCCACAAGAAAGAGCCUUUUGAUCUGGAAGCCUUUUACAGCUCUCCACAAGAUUUGCCGUACCCAGACAGCAGAAUAGGCCGCUUCACUGUCCAGAAUGUUAUGCCCCAGCCUGAUGGAGACAGUUCAAAGGUCAAAGUGAAAGUGCGUGUAAAUGUGCAUGGCAUCUUCAGUGUGUCCAGCGCCUCUCUGAUUGACAAGCAGAAGGGAGAGGCAGAGGAUGUGCAGAUGGAGGCAGAACCCACUGUUCAGAAUGAGAGCAGGCCAGAGGACCAGACUAAAAUGCAAGUGGACCAGGACAGCCAAGGUGAGCAACCCAAUGAAGAGGGGAAAGCAUCAAGUUCUAAUAACAAGGAGGGAAUGUCCUGUGAAAAACAAGAGCAGGGCAGCAGCAAACCCAAGACAAAGGUGAAGAGCAUUGAUCUACCCAUUCUGACCAACACCAUCAGACAGCUAGACAGAGAUCUGCUGAACAGCCUGGUGGAAGAGGAGAGGAAAAUGAUUAUUCAGGACAAGCUGGAGAAGGAGAGGAAUGAUGCGAAGAACGCUGUGGAGGAGUAUGUGUAUGACCUGCGAGACAAGCUGUGUGGAAUCUAUGAGAAAUACAUCACUGAAGAUGAGAGUAGCAGACUUACUCUAAUUCUUGAGGAUACAGAGAACUGGCUGUAUGAGGAGGGAGAAGACCAAGAAAAACAGAUCUAUCUAGAUAAACUGGCUGAGCUCAAAAGGUUUGGGGAACCCAUUGAAGAGCGUUAUAGAGAGCAUGAGGACAGGCCACGGGCUUUUGAAGAACUGGGCAGGAAAAUCCAGCUGUUCCUGAAAGUUGUAGAGGCAUAUAAACAGAAGGAUGAGAACUACCAGCAUUUGAAUGCUGAGGAGAUGAUCACUGUGGAGAAGAGUGUGAAUGAGGCCAUGAGCUGGAUGAACACCAAGAUGAAUGCUCAAAGCAAACUCUCCAUCGCUCAGGAUCCCGUCUUGAAAGUAGCAGAGAUCAUUCAAAAGAUUCGGGAUCUAGAGGAGGUUUGCAAUCCUGUGGUGAACCGACCCAAACCGAAAGCUGAAGAGCCAGCAGAGGACAACGGGGCUCACAAUGGCCCUGCAGCAGGACAAGGGGCAGAUGGCAAGGGCAGCCAACAGACAAAAAACCCUGGAGAAAUGGAGGUGGACUGAACAUCUGCCUCUCCAGCCUUCCUGUCAUUCUCGCUGACACCACCAUCAGACCCUCACAAGUGACUCUGAACCUGUAGCCAGUACCAUUCUCUCUGUGUCCACAGCUCAGUUGGCUGUAUUCGCACGUCUGUUUGUUUAAGUCUGCUCUCCUAUCGGUUUUCUAUUGUACUUGACAGUUUGGAGUCAGGCUAUCCUUUGAAUGUUACAGCUAUGUGUGAAAGUAGAUGCAGGGUUAGACAUCCACAAUAGCAUCAUAUAAAUUAGUUGUAGCUUAAGAGUGGAAACAAUGCUGCCACUUUCAACAAAUCGUACUAUUCCUAAGACAAUGUGAUAACUGCAUUCUGAGCAAUCCAAAGCGCUAGUUCUCUCAAGAGGUGAAUUGUAUUGCACAUUAGCCUGUUCCGAGAACAUGAAUAAAUUAAUGCUUGAUCAAUCGUUAAGGUUGAAGCAACAUGAGCAAAUAUGUAUGCAAUGAUACAUAUAUAUAAUAUAUACAGUAUAUAUUUGUAUUUAAUACAUGAAUUUCAAAAGGAUGUGUGUUGACUAGGACCUGUAAAUAUUAUUUUAGUAAUUUGAAUUUAUCAGUCAAUAGGUGUGUAUAUAAGGGUACAGUCCUAGUGUUGAAAUCGUGAUGCUUCCAGCUCCACAUUGUCAUUUAAAAAUAGAAUAUAAUGAGCUGUUUAUCUCCUUUUACCUUUCAUGCAUUUCUCCAUAUCAAGUGAUGAAAUUUGGCAAUGGCGUCUAAUAAAAGCAACUUCAUGAUCAAA